Molecule: messenger RNA, 591 nt
Organism: Solanum pennellii
Lineage: Eukaryota; Viridiplantae; Streptophyta; Magnoliopsida; Solanales; Solanaceae
Exons: 1
Coding region: 237-458 (73 amino acids)
Source: RefSeq, a predicted model, not a curated record
UAGCCAUGUGCCCAAGUAAUCUACCAUUUGGAUAAGCACUACCAAAAAAAAAAAAUCAGAACACUUUACCUAAAACACAAGGUAGUUUAUUUUAACCACUCAUUAUCAAGUCUCCAACCAUCUUUAAAAGCCAUCACUUGAUAAGAGAAACUCAUUGUUUUGUGAUAAGAAAAGUCUUGUCAAACUGCUCUUAUCAUAACACACCAUAUAAACCACUUAGAUAAAAUAGACAAAAUAUGGUUAGGGAAAUCAGAGCAACAGGUAUAAGAGGUGUUGAAGAUAUAACAAAUGUUGGCAUUUGGAGUCUCUGGUUGAUGGUUUUGGUUUGCUUGUGUAUCAUUUCAACAAUCAUUUUCUCUUGUGCAGAUGGUGUUUCUAAAGAGAAAGAAGCAACAACUCAUACCGAUAACUAUGGUGCCGGAUGUGGUGCAGGUUGUGGCGCUGCCUGUGGCGCCUGACUAGUAAAAAAGCAAAUAGUAAGAAUCAAAUCCACGCCUAUUGCGUGGAAGAUGACUCCCACUGAUACCACUAGACUAUAAGUCUUGCUGAGAAGUUUCUUUCCUUCUGCAUAUGCUCUACUUGUAAUGGGGG